AAAUUUAUUAAACAAUACUGGUGUCUGGUUUCUGAAAUGAUAGCAGAGCAUUAGCUCCUCCAUUUCUCCGGUGUCUUCCCUCUUGUCGCCGACUCAAUUCUUCUGGUGACUGGAUUCCGGCUUUGAAUUCCUUGUCCAUCUCAAACCAGAGCAAAGUAAAGAACAAAGGAUGCUUGGAGCUGCAAGGCAAAAGAUGUUGGGGCAGUCCCUGCAGAGGAUAAGACCUAUGGAGAAGGUGUUUAGAAGUUACUCUUCUGCUGCAAAACAGAUGACAGUAAGAGAGGCUUUAAAUUCUGCACUAGAUGAGGAAAUGUCAGCUGAUCCUAAAGUCUUUUUAAUGGGAGAAGAGGUUGGGGAGUAUCAGGGUGCAUACAAGAUAUCCAAAGGGCUUUUGGACAAGUAUGGACCUGAAAGAGUUCUUGAUACUCCGAUCACUGAGGCUGGUUUUACUGGGAUUGGGGUUGGUGCUGCAUACUAUGGUUUGAGGCCUGUAAUAGAGUUUAUGACAUUUAACUUUGCAAUGCAGGCAAUUGACCACAUUAUCAAUUCUGCUGCAAAGUCAAACUACAUGUCUGCUGGCCAGAUGACCGUGCCCAUUGUUUUUCGAGGACCUAAUGGAGCAGCUGCUGGAGUUGGUGCCCAACACUCUCAAUGUUAUGCUGCAUGGUAUGGGUCAUGCCCGGGGUUGAAAGUUUUGUCUCCAUACUCUUCUGAAGAUGCUCGUGGACUGCUCAAAGCUGCUAUUAGGGACCCUGAUCCAGUUGUUUUCCUUGAAAAUGAGUUAAUAUAUGGUGAGUCAUUCCCUGUUUCUUCUGAAGCUCUUGAUUCCAGUUUUUGCCUUCCAAUAGGGAAAGCUAAGAUAGAGAGAGAAGGGAAGGAUGUGACCAUCACAGCUUUUUCAAAGAUGGUGGGCUUUUCUCUCAAGGCUGCUGAAAUACUCGAAAAGGAAGGGAUAAGUGCUGAGGUUAUAAAUUUGCGCUCAAUCAGGCCGCUAGAUAGAUCCACAAUCAAUGCUUCUGUUAGGAAAACCAAUAGGCUUGUAACAGUUGAAGAAGGGUUUCCUCAACAUGGUGUUGGUGCAGAAAUCUGUGCAACUGUUGUGGAGGAUAGUUUUGGUUAUCUUGACGCACCAGUAGAGAGAAUUGCUGGGGCUGAUGUUCCCAUGCCAUAUGCAGCCAAUCUUGAGAGAAUGGCUGUCCCACAGGUUGAAGAUAUUGUUCGUGCUGCAAAGAGAGCAUGUUACAGAUAUGUGUCAACAGCUGCAGCUGCAUAAGUUAACUGAUUCAGCCGAGAAAGCUUUUUAACAUACAGGAAUUAUCUGGAUGGUAGUUUCUUAUUUCCUUCUCAAGUCUUUUGGCUAGGAGCUGGUUCAUCGAAUAACCAUGAGAUCAUUGAUGAUGACAUGGAAUUUCUGAUUUAUUUUGAUAUUUGAAGAUAACCCACCGAAGACGUUGGAGCUAGGAUUUAUCAUGAAACUGUGUAGUGUAUGCCUUCAUACCUGUGUGUCAUAGUAUAUGUCCCAAACCAAUGAUUUUUCAAUUUUGGAUGCAUUGAUUAUUUGCUUCUUUUUAUUUUUAUUUAUCAGCCAUUGAUUAUUUAGUUUGAUUGUUGUGAAUGCUGACAUAGGGUCGUUGCGACCCUAUCAUGAAG
Rubroshorea leprosula is the source of this 1650-nucleotide messenger RNA. Lineage: Eukaryota; Viridiplantae; Streptophyta; Magnoliopsida; Malvales; Dipterocarpaceae. The record is from the annotation of a GenBank genome assembly.